This is a messenger RNA of Anolis sagrei ordinatus, 2414 nucleotides long. Its product is annotated as interferon-induced protein 44-like. NCBI's taxonomy places the organism in Eukaryota, Metazoa, Chordata, Lepidosauria, Squamata, Anolidae. Gene Ontology annotation, biological process: immune response. Gene Ontology annotation, molecular function: GTP binding. The record is from RefSeq and is a predicted model, not a curated record.
UCAGCUAUUGGUAAAGCCUGUGACUUCCCAGAAGGAGAACAUAUUAUGUUCUUGUAAAGUACUUAUUUUCACUUUUGUUUCCUCUUUCUCAUUUGAAAACUUCUGAGGGACUGAAGAAGCAUCACCAGCAAUAGCAGUGAACGAGACACACAACCACAGCAAUGGGAGGCAAUUCUUCUAAACUUCAGUCUGAACCUGAACCGACAAAGAAAACAGAUGCGAAUGAGAUGAUGGCGCAACCAUGGAGGGAAGUUACCUGGAAUACUGAGGAAAGAAAAAAACUGAUGGGUGAAAUAGCAGCUUACUAUCCACAAUUGAAUUCAGUGCCACAGUUUCGGGUUCUGUUUGUUGGGCCAGUUGGAGUUGGGAAAUCCAGCUUUUUCAACUCUGUGAAGUCUGUUUUCCGGGGUUACGUGAUAACUCAAGCCAUAGCAGGAUCUGAUUAUACCAGUGUGACCAAGCAGUACAAGACUUAUCGAGUUAAAAAUGUAGAGGAUGGAAAGAACCUGCCCAUCAUCUUUUGCGACACCAUGGGACUGGAAGAAAAGCAAGGAGAUGGACUGGAUAUUGAUGAUGUGCCCAACAUAGUAAAAGGGCAUGUUCCUGAGGGUUACCAGUUUAAUGCAGCUGGGCCUAUGGAGCCAACAUCACCAGGCUAUAUCAAAAAUACAUCUUUCAAGGAUGAGAUUCAUUGUUUUGUUUUUAUCAUCGAGGCACCCAAGAUUGAGAUCCUUCCUGACAGCAUGUUGGAAAAGCUGAAAGCCAUAAGACGAAAAACUAACAAGUUGGGUUUGCCCCAACUUGUCAUACUUACCAAAGUGGAUGAAGUUUGCCCUUCCCUUCAAAAAAAUGUUUCAGAUGUAUACAGGAGCACAGCUGUUGAGAAAAAGAUGCAAAUUACAGCGGAAAGACUUGGCAUCCCUUUGAGUAACAUAGUUCCUGUUAAAAAUUACUGUUCAGAGCUGGAACUCAAAGAGAAUGUUGAUAUCCUGAUCCUGCUGGCACUGAGGCAGAUUCUGCGCUUUGGAGAAAGCUACCUAGAUAAUUUCCAAUCGGGCAAAAUUGCUAUGGUGGAUUAAUAUUCUGAUCCGUGGUUGGCCUAAUAAAGUCAGUUCGGCACUGUCAAUAUCACAUCACAUUACUAUUUUUCCCCUUUAACUGAUGUGUCUGUCUUUUAUGCAAUUCUGGGAUUUGCAGUUUAAGGAGGCAUUUAGAGUCCUCGGGCUGUGUUCUUGGGUCUCACUAAACUAUAAAACCCAGAAUUCCACUGGAGUCAGCCAUAUAGUGUAAUACUGAUUAUAUGGUGACAUGUUAAAGAUCAAAUGCCAUCAUUCCUUUCUUUUUUCUGCAUUUCUUUGUCAGAAGUACAUAUAAAAACUGACUGUUUUUACAUGUCAUUUUUCUGUCACUGAAUCACUUGCAUUGAGAUUUCUUUAUGCUCUUUAUUAGUUAUGUUUUGGGCUUAUUAACAUUAUACCAGAAAUGGGCAAUUUAUUAAUGAUAAUAGUUAUUCUGUGCACUAGGAAGAAAGGACCCUUUUGGUAUUUGAUUUCCACAAAUGUGCAGGAAUCAAUUUUCCAUUUUCAUUCUGUACAUAUUAGAAUGGAACCACAUGCUAGGAAAGUGGAAGGCAGUAGGAAAAGCAUUUUAUAGGUAUAUAGGUUCAGUCAAGGAAGCUACUUGUCCUGAAUUUGCAAGACUUUUAAUAUUAAGACCUUUUGGAGCUUGUCGUUUAUAGGAUCACCAUAAAUGAUUCUGUGAUUCUAUGGCCCCUUCCACACAGCUGUAUAAAAUCCACAUUGAACUGGAUUAUAUGGCAGUGUGAACUCGGAUAAGCCAGUUAAAAGCAGAUAUUGAGCAUUAUCUGCUUUGAUAUUCUGGGUUAUAUGUUUGUGUGGAAGGGCCCCAAGAGACCAUGAUGGACAAAAGAGGGAGAUGGACAUGGGUCCACUCUGCAACUAGACCUUUUAAUUUGGAGUCCCCCAAUUCUGGAGGAAAAAAAAGAGGAACCAAUGAAAUAUAAUCUCUAUGAGAGGGAGGGGGAGGAGGAGGAUAUAAAACAAAGUAAAUAAAUACAAAUAUAUUUACAAAUAUAUACAAAUAUGUGCCAUGAAAAAAUGAUGACAAUAAUGCUCUAUAUUCUGCAGUAUUUAAUUCUUUAUAUAGAAAUAAACAAUGAUAUCCAUCUCAGUAUGGCUUUUGUCUGUAAUGGUAAAAUUUUAUGUAUACAAAAUAAUUGUUUUUAAAUAAAUUUCUUCAUGAUUUAUUAUCAGUAAAUUGUUGACAUGUAUAUUUAUUUUACAUAUCUAUAUACCCAGUGUAUUUUAUUGGGCAAAAAGUGGUCAUGUGUGGAAAAAGUAUAAGAAACCACAUGUUAGAGGAGUACAGCUAGAAGGCAAGUGAAAUAAAGUCCU